Anopheles arabiensis is the source of this 3841-nucleotide messenger RNA. Its product is annotated as putative gustatory receptor 2a. Gene Ontology annotation, biological process: sensory perception of taste. Gene Ontology annotation, cellular component: neuronal cell body; dendrite; axon. The record is from RefSeq and is a predicted model, not a curated record. The coding region runs from base 2385 to 3581 and encodes 398 amino acids. NCBI's taxonomy places the organism in Eukaryota, Metazoa, Arthropoda, Insecta, Diptera, Culicidae. The transcript has 10 exons.
UGGCAACAUUUUGAUUAUAUUUACCAUCCGGCAAUAGUAUUGCUUAAGCAUUCAAGGUCUAUAGACAAGGAAUUUUCUAUAACGAGAAGAACGUGCGACUUUUGUAGAUCUUACGAGAAGCAUAGAUUGUUGGAUGAAAGGCUGAUAACUGCGUAGGUUUCAACUACCGUGCAUCACUCCAAUCAAAGGGAAGCAUUUACGUACUACGUACGUGUUAGCUGAUUAUCCUGUGUUACAAAUCUUUACACGCUGCAAAAUUAUUUUAGCCAUGUCAUUGGUCACAGCAGGGCAGGGAAUCCGAUCGUUGUGAUUAUUCUCAGUUAAAAGAGCAAUGCAGCUUGCAUAUGCCCGACGACAGUGCUAGGUCUAUUGACUGCUGUCCGUCGGUAAUGCUUUUGAAAAGUAUUGAGAAUGAUAUCCUCCCUGGUUUCGUUGGUGCAAACUGGUUUGCCGUUUUGCGAGAAUGCAAAUAGAAUUGCAGUCCCAUUCGGUCAAUGUAUGGGGAAUUCUCAUUUCGUCACUGUCAUUCGUGGAGUCAUGAAGUGGGACCAAGCAGUAGGAGUGGUGUCAAGUGGCUCAAGCGCUUAAAUAAGAACAUUAUCUAAUUCUCCAUCUGGGAACAAUAAAAGAGAAUUAUCGAAAUCGAGUUCAUCGCAGUGAAUAAUUGAUUAAAUUGUAAUGUACCAUUUAUGUAGUUCCUCUUCGGGUUCACUCCCUUCUACUUCCCAACUGCUUAGCGUUCGACUUUCCACUCCACUGCAGCACGAUCUUAUCUCGUUCGAACAAACUUUCUGUGCCGGUAGUAUUCAUUGGAAGGAUCGCAACCAAGGGCUCGGAAGCACUUCUGUUGGGAUGUGUGGUGCCUUGAAUAAAACAUCCAUGGCUGUGACAAUCUCUGCGGUGCUUUGUCGUGUCGUCGUCAUCGAGGUUUCCCGUAACCCGAGGGGUGAUGUUAAUGCGAAAGACGUUCAGUGAACAUUGGGUCUUAAUGAGCUCCCGGAUGGUUGCCUCGAUGCCAUAGAUGGCAUGGAAGGCCCGAUUGAAUGUGGCAAAGGGCAAAAGGCACAUGGCAGUUGGCAAACUCAUUGGAGUUGUUAUUGAAGCACAAAUUUAUGCAAAUCAAUUUUUGUCGUUAUCCGGGUUAUCACAUGCAAGUCGAGCAGAAGUGUAGAUCAGUCAAGUGAUAUGCUUCAAAAUAUUGAAAUCAUUGAUUUCUGCAAAGCGUGGGAAGGAAACAGUUUAAGAGAGUAAGUUUUUGCUAUCUCAAAAUAUUUAAUAUUGCCCCGAAUAUUUGGCAACAUGUAUGCAAAUCGUAUAACAAUAACAUAUUCAGUAAUAUAUUUUGUAUCGUUUUAUAUUUAAUCGCAACUUAUUCUCUUAUUGAUAAAUACCAACACAAAGAACUGAUAGGGAAUGAAAAGGUAUAUAUGAUUAGCAGCCCUGAAUAAGAUGAUACCAUUUAUAAAACAAAAAUUCAGCAUGUUUUCUAAUCAGUGAAGGAUAACAACAUUUUCAUCCAUUGACGAACAAUUUAAAGCAACGUUUUAAAUGUCACUGGUAUGUUGAAUUUAUUUACAAUGCUAGGUGAAUGUCGAAUACUAUUACAGUGGUAUUAGACCCUUAAACUCAUAGCCAAACAUAGUAAUUAGUUGAUAUGCACAAAACUUGUUCCCUGUGCUCAAAAGAAAUCUAAUAAGAGCAUUUAAAAAUUCCUUACGCAACUCUCCUAUGUGGCUUGAGACAAUCUUCUCGAAACAGUGGAAUCUUUGUUCUGGACAACCCGUUGUCGUAAUUACAGUGGGACCGAAUUCAAUUUAAACUUUAUCCUGUUUCACAUCGUCAUGCCUAGCAGAAUGGUUAGAGUGUAAAACUCGGAAACUUUCGCCCCUUUGGAGUGAUUUACUGUCCUGUCUUCCCAGUGCAGGGUAUGCACUGCACUGCAACGGUUUCGCCAAAUGGUUUUGUUUUUUUCAAUGAUGAAAAUUGUCUUAAGUUUUUCUAGAAUGCUUUGGAAAGCGACAACUGACUUGCCUAUGUAACAAGCGGCUUAACUUCGCCUAAUUGCCGUUUUCAUUUUACAGCCAGUUGAAAAAACAUUAAAAGUUUUUUUUUAUCUUUGUUGCCACAACAACAAUUGCCAUGUUGGUGCGAUCGGCGCGUUUCAAACUCUUCAACUGGUCACCAAUUGAUGAGAUAAAUGUUAAAGGAUUGUGAGUGGACUGCUAGGGAGCUGUGUUUCUACAACGUUCCGUAAAACGACAUGUAUGAUUAAUUUAUGAGGCGUGGUAAAUUGCGAAAGUCGGCUCCAUUCUCGGGUAUGAUCGGGAGCAGUUUCCGGAACGAUUAACCUCCUUUGCAGACACCCACUGUUGGAUAAAGUUUCCAUGGAAGUAUUGUACUGGAUUCUACGACUGUUCGGGUAUGCUCCGUUCCGGCUACAGUUGGAUGCAGACACACCUGACCGGGAUGCAUUCGGAACCUGGCGGACGAAACUAUACACCAUAUCUUUCGGAUUGGUAUAUACACUAGCUUUUAUAAAAUUCAUGUCCGAGCUAAAACACACCGGAUUCUCUGCAUCGAUGAUCGAGGGCAAAGGCGAACGUAUGUAUUUUACUUUCAAUUUUUUCACCACCAUGUAUGGAGUUGUGAAUGGUUAUGCAGUGCGAGACAAAAUUGAAAAAAUGCUCUACAAGCUGCAUGCCGUGGAUCAAAAGAUAAGCCAAUGGAAACGCAACGUCGAUCAUCGCCGAUUUUAUCGAAACGUUUGGGCCGGUGUUUAUCUGAUCGCAAUCGUGUUGUUGAUCUACAUUUAUGGUACUAUCAUCACUUGUCAACUUCAUGAGAGCUCGUGCAACAUGCAGAUUUUGUUCGUGUUUAUUUAUUUGCUAUUCGUCAACUCCUACGCAUUAAUGAUGUUGCAAUGCACCGCGUUUAUGGAAAUAAUUAGGACAAGAUACAAGCUAAUUAAUGGCUGUUUUCGAAUGUACUUUCCAACGAGUCCGUCGGCCGUGGGAAAUCCGAGCGAGUUUGCAAUAUGCAGCGAAAAGGAACAGAUUAAUGUGCUGAAGCAAAUCAAGAUCCUUCACGACAAACUGAACGACGUGGUCGAGCUCGUUAAUUAUUGCUUUUCAGUGCAGAUCACAUUUUGCGUUGGAUUGUGCUUCGUCAUCGGAGUCGUCUGUUCGUUCGGACUGUUCCGGGCGUUCAUCUAUCGUAACGAGCUGUUCUACAUGGGAGUGCUGAACUUCAUCUGGUACAUGUACUAUCUUUUCUUUGUCCUGUUUUUCAUUGCCGUCGGUAGCAAAAUAACACGCGAGGGCAAACGAAUCGGGAUCCUAGUACAUAAAGCCAUCAACUGUUCGUCCUCCUCGGCAGUGAUAAAUGAGUUGAACCUAUUUUCACAGCAGCUGCUACAUCGUAGCCCAGUCAUAACGUGCGGGCUGUUUGUUUACGAUUGGACACUCUGGUACACGAUGAUUGGCGCCACAGCAACGUACCUCAUCAUCUUAAUUCAAUUCGAUGUCUCGUUUCCGAACUUGGUCAAUGUCAACGCCACGGCAGUGUACCGAGGCAGCACCUAAGGCUGGCCGUAUCGACACCAACGCUAAAAGACGAGCAACUUGAUCAUCAUCGCUGAAUCUAGUGGGUAGCAAACUUUUCUAGGACAAGUGAUUCUGGUCGUAGAAGGAAACAUUCUUGCUAAAGCUCUUCGACGAAGCGUUCAUAGAAUCUCUGAUUUAACGUGCAUGUGCGUGUAUGUGUGUGUGUGUGUGUGUUUACUUUGAUGCUGAAAUGAAACAAAAAAUAAAACAGGGCUAAUCUGAAGAGCCAGUUUGGUGAA